This is a messenger RNA of Macrobrachium nipponense, 2005 nucleotides long. RefSeq names its product cytochrome P450 9e2-like. NCBI's taxonomy places the organism in Eukaryota, Metazoa, Arthropoda, Malacostraca, Decapoda, Palaemonidae. Gene Ontology annotation, molecular function: oxidoreductase activity, acting on paired donors, with incorporation or reduction of molecular oxygen; monooxygenase activity; heme binding. The transcript is spliced from 5 exons. The record is from RefSeq and is a predicted model, not a curated record. Bases 5 to 1249 code for a protein of 414 amino acids.
AGAGAUGAUAAAAAAUAUCUUCAUUAAAGAUUUCGACCAUUUCACAGACCGCAGGAUAUUCAAAUCACACUCUGAGAGAGAUAAGGUUAUGAACGACAUGUUGUCCAAUGAAAAUGGAGAAAAAUGGAAAUCACUGCGAUCCAUUAUGUCUCCAACAUUCACGUCUGGGAAAAUGAAAAACAUGUUCCAUCUUGUUUGUGACAAAGCCGAUGCCCUUGUGGCAUUCAGUCUGGCAGAGGCUUCUAAGAAAUCUUUGGUAGACAUAAAAUUUAAUUUUGGAAGAUAUACAAUGGACACCAUUGCUUCUUGCGCUUUUGGCUUGGAGUGCAAUUCGCUUGUAGAAGAGGAUCCUGAAUUUCCAAAAAAGGUAAUACCAUUUUUCGAGGCGGGAAUCAUAAGACUGACGAAAGUCAUAAUAAAUUCGAUGGCCCCAAAACUCAGUCAAAUUUUGGGAUUACAUUUAGCCCCGAAGGAAACAGAAUUCUUCAAGAGUGUUUGUGAAGAAACUUUAGCUUCUAGAAGGAAAGGUAUGAAAAGGGGAGACUUUCUAGACCUCCUCUUAGAAGCUCAGGCUGAAGAGGGCUUAUCUGACCCAUCUAAAAAGCAAGUUCUUGAUGAUGACACCAUCAUAGCUCAGGGCCUUCUGUUCCUCAUUGCCGGUUAUGACACCACAUCAACAACUCUGGCUUUUGCUUCCUAUCUGUUGGCAAAGAACCCCGAAGCACAACAACGCCUUCGCCAAGAACUACAAGACAUUGUUGAACAAUACGAUGGAAUCACUUACCAAGGAAUUAUGGAAUCCAAAUACCUUGAAGGCAUUAUAUUAGAAACUAUGAGACUCUACCCACCUAUUCCAGUGCUGGAAAGAAAAUGCACCGAAUAUUAUCUCAUUCCAGGAACUAAUGUCACAGUGAACAAAGGACAGUAUAUUCAAGUACCAAUCUGGGCCAUUCACCAUGACGAGAAAUACUGGCCAGAGCCAGAAGCCUUCAGACCAGAACGCUUCCUCCCGGAAAACAAGAAAAACUUGACAAAUUACACACACUUACCCUUCGGACUGGGACCAAGGAAUUGUAUUGCGAUGCGUUUUGCCCAGAUGGAAGCAAAAGUGGCCAUAGCCAAAUUGGUCCUGGCAGCAGACUUGAAAAUACCUCCUGGUAAAGAAGAACUCGUCUUGUCAACUGGGGGUUUCCUCUUAAAACCUGCAAAAGAACUUUUCCUUCUUCUUGAACCUUUAAAUGAAGAGUGAAAAUCACUGAACUGGGACAAUGGUGAGGCCAUAUAUCACUGUGUGUGUGUGUGUGUGUUCCAUUGUUUUCAAUCAUUUUCUAUAAUUAUUAGGUAAAGUUUUGCAAAUGGAUCAAAUAUAAACAUUUUUAUUCUGAGUACAAUUCUUGUUUUAUUUUAAACAAGGCUAUCUAUGCCUACUAUCCCUGAGUUUGGGACAAGGCUCUGUGACAAACUGUAAUUAUACUUUACCUCUUCUCAUGUAAUUUUUAGUUACUGAUGUUGUCAAUGCAAUAUAGCAUUCUUUCUCAAUAGUAUUGUAAUUUCGUUGGUACUUAUGCAGAUCCUUAGAAAGAUGGCAUAUUAAGUAACCAAAUCCCUGAAAACUUUCUUGGAAUAAAAAAGAUAUCACCAUGAGUUCUGCGGAUAAACCAAAGUAGCAAAAACUAAUUAUUUCUUAUUUAAAGGAAACAGGAACCUUAUAAAAGCAUCAAAAUGCCUGUAACAGGUUUUCCUUUUUCUUAGCCACAGAUUUACACCCUGACUGUGUAACUUGUUCCUUGUAUGAUUCUUGGGCUAUGAUUAAAUAAUACAAAGAACUUCAGACCCCGAGUACAAAUGCCUUUUCGUGAAUACAGGACGUCACAAACAGAAGGUAUCCAAAAACACCAUCUCCUUCUGGCUACAGGAGAUAAUCUCCAAAGGUAUGUGUCCACUGAUUUCCAGAAAAACUUCUCAGUCCGAUAAAUAAGUACUAAUGAGAAUGACAGAUUGGCAC